Pseudophryne corroboree (corroboree frog) is the source of this 4163-nucleotide messenger RNA. RefSeq names its product oocyte zinc finger protein XlCOF6-like. The transcript has 6 exons. Gene Ontology annotation, cellular component: nucleus. NCBI's taxonomy places the organism in Eukaryota, Metazoa, Chordata, Amphibia, Anura, Myobatrachidae. Bases 346 to 2598 code for a protein of 750 amino acids. Gene Ontology annotation, molecular function: RNA polymerase II cis-regulatory region sequence-specific DNA binding; DNA-binding transcription factor activity, RNA polymerase II-specific. The record is from RefSeq and is a predicted model, not a curated record. Gene Ontology annotation, biological process: regulation of transcription by RNA polymerase II.
UCUAUCAUUCCCACAAGGCAGCAGGAGCAGAGAGCAGCCAUUGCUGUGUCUGCCUGCAGGGUUACACAGUAGUGAAGAAGACAUCUGGAGGGGGAGUAUAUAGAGGAACACAGGGGUCUGUACAAGGACGUGAUGAUGGAGAAUCACCGGCCCCUCACAUCACUGGAUGGGCCCAGUAACAGAGAUACACCAGAGAGAUGACCCCGUCCUCUGUAUUCCCAGGAUUGUACAGAGGAUAAUCACAGGAUCCCACAGGAGGAUCAGGUAGAAAGUCUGUCUGAUAUUAAAACAGAAGAUAUAGAGGGAGAAGAAGAGACGUAUGUGACUGAUAUAAAGGCAGAAGAGAUGUAUGUGACUGAUAUAAUGGCAGAAGAUAUAGAGGGAGAAGAAGAGACGUAUGUGACUUAUAUAAAGGCAGAAGAUACAGAGGGAGAAGAAGAGACGUAUGUGACUGAUAUAAAGGCAGAAGAGAUGUAUGUGACUGAUAUAAUGGCAGAAGAUAUAGAGGGAGAAGAAGAGACGUAUGUGACUUAUAUAAAGGCAGAAGAUACAGAGGGAGAAGAAGAGACGUAUAUGACUGAUAUAAAGGCAGAAGAUAUGGAGGGAGAAGAAGAGACGUAUGUGACUGAUAUAAAGGCAGAAGAUAUAGUGGGAGAAGAAGAGACGUAUGUGACUGAUAUAAAGGCAGAAGAUAUAGAGGGUGAAGAAGAGAAGUAUGUGACUGAUAUAAAGGCAGAAGAUAUAGAGGGAGAAGAAGAGACAUAUGUGACUGAUAUAAAGGCAGAAGAUACAAAGGGAGAAGAAGAGACAUAUGUGACUGAUAUAAAGGCAGAAGACAUAGAGGGAGAAGAAGAGACGUAUGUGACUGAUAUAAAGGCAGAAGAUAUAGAGGGAGAAGAAGAGACGUAUGUGAGCGGAGAUCAGCAGUGUAAGGAGGAGGAGAUCCCUACAGAUAUCAGCACAGGAGAUGGACACACAAGCAGGAAUAUCUCAGAAAAACAUCUAAUGUUAUCCCCGGAUUGUGAAAUAAGAGAUAAUGACAGUAGACAGGACUCUCCAGGAGAUAACCCCAUUACUCCAAUUACACAUCCAGCUCUAUCAGCUGAUCCCUCUGAUCCUAGGAAAUGUUCUCCUAAUCACUCUGAUAUUGGUGCAUCUGUUAUAGAUCUGACAGAUACAGUAUUUCCAUGUUCUAUAGAUACCAAAUGUUUUACACAGAACACAAAGUGUAUUAACCCACACACAGGUAAUGCAGGUAAAAGGCCAGUAUGUCCGGAGUGUGAGAAAUGUUUUACAUACAAAUCAGAUCUUGUUAUACAUCAGAGAAGUCACACAGGUGAGAAGCCAUUUCCAUGUUUUGAGUGUGGGAAAUGUUUUGCACGGAAAUCACGUCUUGUUAGACAUCAGAGAAGUCACACAGGUGAGAAGCCAUUUCCAUGUUCUGAGUGUGGGAAAUGUUUUACACAGAAUUCACAACUUGUUGCACAUCAGAGAAGUCACACAGGUGAGAAGCCAUUUCCAUGUUCUGAGUGUGGGAAAUGUUUUGCACAGAAAUCAGUUCUUGUUAAACAUAACAGAAGUCACACAGGUGAGAAGCCAUAUUCAUGUUCUGAGUGUGGGAAAUGUUUUGCAUACAAAUCAGCUCUUGUUAAACAUAACAGAAGUCACACAGGUGAGAAGCCAUUUCCAUGUUCUGAGUGUGGGAAAUGUUUUGCACACAAAUCAGAUCUUGUUAUACAUCACAGAAGUCACACAGGUGAGAAGCUGUUUUCUUGCUCUGAAUGCGGGAAAUGUUGUGCAAGUAAAUCACAACUUGUUAGACAUCACAGAAGCCACACAGGUGAGAAGCCAUUUUCUUGCUCUGAGUGCGGGAAAUGUUUUACACAAAAAUCACAUCUUGUUACACAUCAGAAAAGUCACACAGGUGAGAAGCCAUUUCCAUGUUCUGAGUGUGGGAAAUGUUUCGCACAAAAAUUACAUCUUGUUAGACAUCACAGAAGUCACACAGGUAAGAAACCAUUUUCUUGCUCUGAGUGUGGGAAAUGUUUUACACGGAAAUCACAUCUUGUUACACAUCAGCAAAGUCACAAAGGUGAGAAACCGUUUUCUUGCUCUGAGUGUGGGAAAUCUUAUUUAACUAAAUCACAUCUUGUUAUACAUCACAGAAGUCACACAGAUGAGAAGCCAUGUUCUUGCUCUGAGUGCGGCAAAUGUUUUACACAAAAAUCACAUCUUGUUACACAUCAGAAAAGUCACACAGGUGAGAAGGCAUUUCCAAGUUCUGAGUUUGGGAAAUGUUUUGCACGGAAAUCAGAUCUUGUUAUACAUCACAGAAGUCAUGCAGAUGAGAAGCCAUUUCCAUGUUCUGAGUGUGGGAAACGUUUUGCACACAAAUCAGAUCUUGUUAUACAUCACAGAAGUCACACAGGUGAGAAGCCAUUUUCUUGCACUAAGUGUGGGAAAUGUUUUGCACACAAAUCAGAUCUUGUUAUACAUCACAGAAGUCACACAGGUGAGAAGCCAUUUUCUUGCACUAAGUGUGGGAAAUGUUUUGCACACAAAUCAGUUCUUGUUAGACAUAACAAGUCACACAGGUGAGAAGACAUUUCCAUGUUCUGGGAAAUGUUUUACACGGAAAUCACAUCUUCUUAGACAUCAGCGAACUCACACAGUUGAGAGGCCAUUUAUAUACUCUGAGAAAUAAAUCAGCUCUUGUUGCACAAAUUAGACAUCACUCAGGUGAGGAACCAUUUUAAUCUUCUGGAGUAUACUCAUCAUUGCCAUGCAUUGUUCUUCAAGGUUCUUAUCCUAUCUCUUUUGCUUUUUGCAAUAUACAUGUUACCACUGGGUGAAAUAAUCAGAUGUCAUGCCCUCAUCUACCACUGCUAUGCAGAUGACCUGUCUUUUGCUCUGGGUACUGAGAACCCAGUACCAAUCCUAAAUGGUUGUCUAGCUGAGCUCCAGGUGUGGGUGAUGCCAGUUGGCUGUGACUCAGUCCUGGUGAAACAUGUCCUUAUGAUAGAAGCUCACCAACAAUGGGCAGGGCUACAGCUCAGCUUUGUAAACCAACCAAACUUACGCUUGGGGGUUCAGAGUUACAAAAUGCUGAUCAUGUGCGGAAUCUUGGUGUCCUGGAUGGUGGAGUGACACUUAGACAUCAGAUAUCAGCCACAAUCAGAUCCUCAUCUGAGGAACAUAGCCAGACUCCAGUACUUAUUUCCCUCUGAAGAUCUACCUACAGUCAUACAUGUACUUGUAUCAUCACGCAUAGACUACUGCAAUGUCCUCUACCUGGGUCUCCCAGCAAAAGAAUUGCACCGCUUGUAGCUUGUACAGAAUGCAGCAGCCAGGCUGUUACCUAACCAGCCCGUUCCUGCCACAUAACACCCAUUCUCUGCUCCCUUCACCGGCUGCCUGUAAGAUGGUGACUCUAUUACAUAAUCUUACUGACUCUCCCAGCCCUACAUGACCAGGGUCCAUGGUACCAGAAGCAGCUUCUGCCUCCUUACUGCCCUGCUUUCUUACUUCCAUCUGGAGAUGAAGGACUGUUACCAGCAGUACCAAGAAUCCCCAAGCAGUGCUGAAAUGUCAGAGGGGCAGACAGGGUGGUGGCACUAGUGCUGUAGCAGGAGCUGCCUGAGGCACUGUCUGUGGGUAACAUUGUCCCCAAGCAGCGCUGAGGUGUCAGAGGGAGACAGGGCAAGUGCAGUUGUGGGGGAAGGGGGUGGACAGAGCAGUGGCAGUAGUGGGGGGAGACAGGGUAGUGGCAGCAGUGCAGUGAGGUGAGGCAGAGCCUUUCCUGUUAUACUAAUGUUUGUGCAAGAGUUUUUACUGUAUACGAAAAAUACAAAGACUAUGUUGUAAAUAUCUUCUUUGCAUUAUUCUAAUCAUGUUUAUAACCAAAACUCCGGAGUAAAAAGUCUAUGGCAGGGGAGGCAGUGCCCCACCUGUGUAUCUUUUCCGCACAUCUCUGAUCAAAACUCACCAAAUUUCCAGGAGUUUAUACUGCUGCACCUGUGUAUAAUGUCCAGAUGUAUAUACUGCUGCACCUGUGUAUAAUGCCCACAUGUACACUUUGGCUCAUAUGUUGUGUGUAAAUCUGGCUCUAGCCAGUACCUCCUGAGCCAUUUAGAUCACUGCACGUCCCUGAGUGGCAAUAGAGG